AUGUCAUUACAGAAACACAAGCGCUCACGUCAAUCAUGGGAGGGCUCUUUAUCAGACCGUGUUUACAGCUAUGAUGAUACUCCAUUAUAUACCAUUGAUGACAACCCAUCACAACGGGACAAGUCCUAUCGGAAUGUUCCCAGCAUUCCCAAAAUCCCCAAUCCUCCACCUCUCAAGUUAGAUGUGCCACUUAGGGAUGAGGGGAAGGAGGACAAAGACAGUAGCAAAAGUGAGGAAGACAAGAAACUUAAUACAGAGGAUAAAAAAGAAAACAAGAAAUUUAAAGAGGACAAAAGUCUUGAUGGGAAAGGUGAAAAGGAAGAGGAAUUGGACAAUGGUAGGUUUUAUGAGGCAUAUGAUAAAGACAAGCAUUCCAAUCGUUUUGGGAAGGACAGUGGAGAAAAAACUGGGUUGAGAAAGGAAGACAAAAAGGCCAUGUCUGAGGACAAACGAGUUAACACGAAAGCAGUGGUGACAGGCAAGGAAGAAACAGAAGCAUCCUUAGACGGUGAUCAGAAAGACAAAACAUUGACAACAGGCAAAGGAGAGAAGGAGGUGGUGAAGGAGGACAAAAAUAAAUUGGGCAGAGAAAUGAAGGUAACUGACGAGACUAUGGAAGGAUACCUUAUAGAAGUUUACGGAGAAAAAUAUCCAUAUGGCAUUUUCGACGGUUCAUAUAUAAAAUUUGAAGGAGUAAGAAAAGGUGUGAAAGGUGACGAUAAAGGAUUUGGUAAGGAUUCAGAUAAAAAGGCAUUAAAAAAGGAAGACGGUAGGUCAUCCUUCAAAGUAACCAAAGUGGACAAAAGUUUUAAGGAGGCAGAUAAACCAGAGUCAAAUCAGGGCUUAAAGGCAACUGAUAAGAGUUUCAAGGAGGCAGAUAAGCAGGACAAUAGUUUCAAGGUAGCAAAUACACAAGACAAGAGUUUUAAGGAAGAUGAUAAGCAAGACAAGAGUUUCAAGGAGGCUGAUAAACAAGACAAGAGUUUCACAGAAGCAGAUAAGCAAGAUAAAAGUUUCAAGGAGGCUGAUAAGCAGGACAAGAGUUUCAAGGUAGCAAAUAAUCAAGACAAGAGUUUUAAGGAAGCUGAUAAGCAAGACAAGAGUUUCAAGGAAGCAGAUAAGCAAGACAAAAGUUUUAAGGAAGCUGAUAAGCAAGAACAGAGUUUCAAAGAAGCAGAUAAGCAAGACAAGAGUUUCAAAGAAGCAGAUAAGCAAGACAGCAGUUUUAAAGAAGCAGAUAAAGAACAAAUAAGUAAUAACUUUGGUAAGGACAAAGAUGACAAGAGCUUUAAAGAAGAUGGUGAAAUAGAAUUGAACAAUUUUGGGAAAGACAACAAUGACAAAAGUUUCAAAGAAGAUAACAAAAAAGAAUAUGCAAAGUUUGGAAAAGAGGAGGAUAGUAAGAAUUUCAAAGAAGAUGACAAAGAACAACCCAACAAUUUUGGAAAAGAUACUGAUGACAAAAGUUUUAAAGAGGAUAACAAAAAGGGAUUAAGGAAUAACAAAGAUGACAAAGCUCUUUCUAAACCUGAUAAAAUAGAAGGUUUUAAAAAUAAAGACACAGUCAACAAAAUGUUCCUGAAUAAAGAUAAGUCAUUCAAGAAGGAUGAUGAAAAGAUGCAGGGUGACAUGCCUGUUAGUGUGGACGAGGCAGACUUAGCUGAUAGUGUGGACGAGGCAGACUUAGCUGAAAUGAAUCUGUUUGGAGAGGAUGACAAAGAAGGUUUGCACCUAAAACCUGAGACUGGCCCUAUUAUUGAUGAAUCUGGGGACAUAAACCUCCAACGACUGACCCUUCAAGUACAGGCCGGAGAAGCAGCAUCAAACACUGCACAGGCUCCCAUCGUAGAGAUGAAGUCAGAAAUGGACCCAUACAGGACUCCAUUUGACUCCCAGACAAGUCCAAACCCACCCACUACCAAACCCACCAAGGUCACUCCGGUGACAGCAGUACAGGACAGGAACAUGAUUGAAGGACAUCUGGUGGCCAUGUCCUAUGAGACGUGUUACGAGGAUGGUGACUGUGCGACUGGGCGUGUGUGUCUGGAGGGGGUCUGUGUCUGUGGAGAUGAUUCUAUGUGUCUGGGACACAAGAAGGCAGUGUGUGGGACAGAUGGUCUGCUCUACCCCAGCCACUGCGAACUACACCGUCAGGCCUGUAUCCAGGGCCACCACAUCAGGAUCGACCACCAGGCACGCUGCCUAAGUCGACACGAGAAAGGCGAUGGCAGAAAGCCAGAUCUCCUUCAAGGAACCCUGUGUGAGUAUGAGGUACGCCAAGGUGUAGAAGCCAUCUUGUGGGGAAUCGACGUAACUUUCACUAUAGUCAGCACCUUGGAAGAGUGUCUGGAGUCCUGUGACCGUGCCCAGGUAACAGGUCUCUGCGUGGCGUUUGAGUUCUCUGCCUCCACUGGUCAGUGUGCCUUGUACGACAACAAGGAUGAUAUUGUGUACAGACCCAACAUAGACAUGACCUUCUACAAUCAGGCACGCUGCAGGAAGGAAAUAGACCCUCGCUGUGAGUUUGAGGAAGUGCGUGUAUCAGCGGAGCAGGUAUUUGCUACAUGUAACAUCCGUACGAGGACAGAACAGACUCUUGACCAGUGUAAGGAGCAGUGUAAUGGCUGUCAUGCCUUCACCUACGUGCCGGAGAGCGGGGACUGUGAGGUCCACAACAACAAGGCCUGCACCGCCAUGCUGGAUGAGAAGGGUGUGGCCCACUUCGUACAGAAAUGCGAUCAUACCGGGUCCAAGUGCGAGUACAUAGAGAUCAUUCCGGGGAGCGCACCCUUCAUGUGUAGCACCUCGUCUACUAGCACGGAGAACUUAGUCGAAUGUCACGACGUCUGCGUCCUCAGUAGCUGUGAAGCCUUUAAGUACAAGAUGGACCAGGCAGGCAGCUGUGACCUUUACUUUGACAAAUCGUGUAUCAAUAUGCUGGACAAGAGGAAGGAAAACUACUACGUACGCCGCUGUACCAACCCAGCAGAGUGUAAGUAUGAAGAGGUGAAGAUGUCCUCCAAUGACCCGUGCAGUAUUGUGUCUAGUAGCACUGACACCAUUGGCCAGUGUAGAGACGCCUGCAGUGAUUGUGUCGGCUUCAAGUUUGACUACCAGACAGGAGGCUGUAGUCUGUAUAACGAGGCAUCAUGUCUGCCGGACAAAAAACUCAACUUCUACAUCAUCAGGUGCCCAGCAGAGGAACCCAAGGCUCCAGGACUCGGCAGUGAGGAGGACAAGCCAACACCCGUCAACAUCCAGAUCGGAAGCUCUGUGGACAUACCACAGUCACAGAGUCCAGCUCCAGAGGAGACAGGGAAUGAAGUCAUCCCUCAGGAGAACUUGGUGAUCGAGGGAGGGGCCCAAAAGAUGGAACAAACAGUUACGAGUGAUGUCAAGAAGGCAGGACCUGGAGCUGCUGAGAUAACACCAGGAGCUUCGUCUGAGGAGGAGACUCCAUCAGAGGGAGAUUAUGAUGAAGAUGAUGACGAGGAUGUAGAUGAUGAAGAGGAGGAGGAGGAGAAUGAAGAUUACAAUGAUAUGACAGACCUGGAAAAGAAGAUCAUGGGCGUGAAGCCAAUUAUGGAGGCUGGAGAUUCUCUGUGUACAGAUGAGGACUACAUCAAGUUCAAGGCUGACCUGCUGAGAUAUCACUGUGUUAGGUUUGGGCGCAAAGAUUGCGACAAGACACAGGUACCAAACAAAGAAUACAUCGCCACGCUGAUGUUCAGCUACUACGAUAGGGACAUGGACGGAGCCGUGAACACACAGGAACUGUGGGAGACACAAGUAAUCAACAAGUUUGGCAAACUGUCCGACAAAUGUACCCUGGUGGACAUCAUGAAGUUUGAUGACAGUAGAAAUGAUGACGGCAGUAUGGACAAGAACGAGUUUGUCAAGGCUUUCGACAUCCCUGAAGAGGUAAUGAGACAGAAAGUGGAGCUUAUCCCCAUCCUGGCUACCAUGGGUAACGGUCUGGAGAUCCAGUGUGGUAUCCAUCCCACAGAGGGGUCAGAGGUUGUGUGGGAGAGACACACUAUUGAUGUGGCCAUGGUCAGCUUCCCCGACAUAGCUGUUUUCAGCGAUGGAACCCUCUACUUUGACAAUGUUGGAGUACACCACACAGGGAACUACACGUGUUAUGACCGUGACCGUCCGGGGGUCAAACAGAUCCACCAGCUACAUGUCCAGAACAGGAAUGGCACCCUGACAAUCUACCAUACCGACUACCAGAGAGACACCGGCGCUUACAAGUGUAUCGCAGAGAACACUGCUGGAAAGGCUCAGGAUAUCGCCACCAUCUUCAUCCAUAAACCCAACGACACCAUGCUCAGUAAGUGA
Messenger RNA from Mizuhopecten yessoensis (Yesso scallop), 4341 nucleotides. RefSeq lists its product as uncharacterized. The record is from RefSeq and is a predicted model, not a curated record. Lineage: Eukaryota; Metazoa; Mollusca; Bivalvia; Pectinida; Pectinidae. Bases 1 to 4341 code for a protein of 1446 amino acids. The transcript is spliced from 11 exons. Gene Ontology annotation, molecular function: protein binding.